Molecule: messenger RNA, 208 nt
Organism: Raphanus sativus (radish)
Lineage: Eukaryota; Viridiplantae; Streptophyta; Magnoliopsida; Brassicales; Brassicaceae
Exons: 1
Coding region: 23-208 (61 amino acids)
Source: RefSeq, a predicted model, not a curated record
AUAUCUUCAAGAGUUAAAGAAAAUGGACAAGAAUGAUGGUGCUAAAUCUGGUAAUGUUGCACAAACCGGUGCGACUGGAUCUGGUUCGGGGAAUAAUAUGGUGGCGCCGGGUACUGCAGGUGCAAUUCAGAUACCUCGGGACGCUUUUGAAGCCAACACUAAGGCCUAUUUUGACAACCUUCAUGCCAAGGAUAAGGCAACUAAGUGA